Soboliphyme baturini is the source of this 915-nucleotide messenger RNA. NCBI's taxonomy places the organism in Eukaryota, Metazoa, Nematoda, Enoplea, Dioctophymatida, Soboliphymatidae. The record is from the annotation of a GenBank genome assembly.
AUGUGCCGUCCUGACGCCAGUGAAGAUGCUAUGAAUGUUGCGGUUUACACGGAACCGUCAUUUAAUGACGAUGCUAAAAGAAUGCUUCAAUCAGUGGAAAUGACUGGCGUCGCUAAUGGGGACUUAUUCCAUUUGGUCGACGAAAUAAAUGCGGCUAUGGCGAGCUCUAAGCCACGGUCAAGCGCUAUCGAUCACUUUAACAUUGACCUGGACCAAGUUGGUCACGUGCUGAAAGUCCUCAAAUCCAUCGGCUGGGAGCGGGUUUCGUCACUUUCGCCAGAUCUGCGUCACGCCACCCUGACGAUAAGUGAUUCGCGCCGCCGCUGUCAUUGUCUCCAAGUCCAAUUUUGCUUUGAUCCGCCAUUAUUCAAGUGUGAAACAGACUUGCCUUUUUGUCUAGAAUUCGGCGAGGAGGACUCUUUGGAGAAGAUCUGGGAAGCAUUUUCUAACGGUAUUGAUCAGUGUCAGGACUUUUGGCUACAGAUGGAUGAAAUCGACCGCAAAGCUAAGAUUCUUGAUCCUCUUGAGAUCAGCAGAUCACACCGUUACAGAAGGAUAUAUCUCGAUUCGUGCACAAGCAUGAUGAUCACGGUAGAUCCUAUGCAUCCACGGUCUUUGCCGGACAUCUGUAUCAUCGGUAGCGGUGUGUCUUCUGAUCAGUAUCGCAACAAUAUGAAUUCUAACGUCACUAAAUGGAAUCUUGAUCUGCCCUUGCUGGAUAACAUUGAGGCACUUCUUGGAGUGGAACUCACUCAAGGUGUAGUCACCAACGAAGACGACCUUUUGGAUCAGCUAAACUGUUUAAUCUGCUUGGAUGCGGAUAAGGUGCCCUGUCCGGAUCAAAGUUGUAAACACUGCAGUAAAACGUUUCAUUACGAAUGCCUCUUAAAGGUAAGCGGGGAGGUUUAUAUUUGA